UUUAUUCCAAGUUUAUUUUUAUAUUUCAAGUUUAAUUUUCUAUAUUUCUAAGUUUAUUUUCUAUAUUCCAAGUUUAUUUUUGUAUUUUGAUCUCUGGCGUUUCUAUUGCCACGAAACUUUUUUGGCGCACACUCUCUCCAAUAUUAAAUAUUUCCAUGUACUUUUUUCUAUUUUAAAAUGUCCCUCCUAUUUUUCCCUCAUGAUUUUUUUCCUCAUUUAUCUUCUUGUUUAUUUAAACUUUCUUUUUUAGAUACUUUUAUUUUCUUCAAUUUAAAAUUAAUUAAUACACCUACAAAAAUAAAUAAAAAAUGCAGUCAAUUUCUGCAAAUGAACUGGCUGUUCUAAACAACUUGCAGCAAGCCGCCGCAGUUGCCGCGGCAAAUGUAGUUGGAGGAGUUUCUAAUUCUGUUGUGUCUUCUCUAGGGGGACCUCCUCCCGUUUCCAGUCAAUCUGUUGGGGUUAAUAAAAGAAUCCCUGGAGGAGUUACUGGAGGGGUACCUUCAUCUAUCCAUAACAACAACAACAACAACUUGCAGCAAUUGAAUGGAGGAGGGAUUUCACUACCUCAUCAAGCCUCUACAGGCAACAUAGCAUCUGCUACCAAUUCUCUAUUAAUGCGCUUUACUAAAAGCAAUUGUUUUCUCUGUGAUCUGCCGAGAAUGCCCUGGGCUAUUGUGCAUGAUUAUGCAGAGCCUGUAUGCAGGGGAUGUGUAAAUUAUGAAGGGGCUGAGAAAAUCGAAGCUGUUAUUGAAAGCGCCCGUCGUUUGAAACAAGUACAUGCAGCUCUAUCUUCUGGCCUUAUAAGUGGUGCCCCCUCUUCUAGCUCUACAACAGCCCCAUCCCUUCCAUUGGAACUCUUAAAUGCAACAAAUAUCCACCAAAACAAAACCUCAAACCAAUCCAAUGGCCAUAACAACACUAAUACAGCUACAUCAACAACAACAGCAGCAGUUUCUGCUUCAGCAGCUGCUAACGGAUUAAACAAUCGUUUUAGUCCUCGAAGUUUAAACGGUCCUCAACAACAACAAAACGUUCAAGUUCAGCAAAAUGGAACUUCCCCGUUAAACUUGGUUGCUGCACACUUAAAUGGAAACAACAACAAUAUACCCGCAAGUUUGUUAGAAAGCAUUCAACAACAGCAGCAACAGAGAGCUUUGCUAAAUGGGGGAAAUGGAAGAGCUGCUUUAAUGGGACCAGUGUUGGAUGAGUUACAACUACACCAACUACGCGCAAUUUACCCCUUUUUCAACGCCCAUCAAUUAUUCCCAAUGAAUUCAGCAGCUGCCCUAACUGGAUUAGCUGCAAGUUUAUUACCUUCAUCGACACAAAAUGGAGUUAGUUCAAUAAAUGGGCGUAAAAGAGAAUUAGAAAAUGAGGGGGCGAAGGAGACGGUUUCAAAUAAAGUCCAACGAGGGGAUGCCCAAAGCAGCACUUCAAUCUCUCCAACUUCAACUAACAGCCCUGAACAGACUUUACACCAUCCUCCACACCAACAGAACGAGCAUAACAGUAAACGCCGUUCCCUCUUCCAAGGAAUAAAUUCUUCAAACAAUUCAUUGGCUAUGGCUGCAGCUCAACAAGCAGCUGCAGCUCAACUUGCCGCUGCUGCCCAACAACAGCAACAACAGACUUUGCGUUGUACAGGCUGUCAGGAACGAUUGGAAGAUACACACUUUGUUCAAUGCCCGUCUGUUAAUGGACACAAAUUUUGCUUCCCUUGUUCAAGGAAAAGUAUUAAAAGGCAAUGGAAUUCACAGGAUGUUCACUGCCCGUCUGGUGAAAAAUGUCCUCUAGCCAACUCCAGCCAGCCUUGGACUUUUAUGUUACAGGAGAUACAAACGGUGUUUAUAUUUAUAUUGGGAAGUGAUGAAUACGAUGCUUUUCAACAAGAUCGAGAACGAAUUGGUUUAUUUACUCCCAAUGUCAAUUCUGUGCCUGGAAGAGAAGCAAGUAAUAAUGGAGAAGCAAGUGGACAACAAAACUCUUCCGACAUCCAAGUUAUGAACGGCCCAAAGUGUGCAAAAGAACGAUCACCAGCUAGUGAAGCUUCGCCUGGGGAUAACACAAAUAAUAUCUGUUAG
Meloidogyne enterolobii is the source of this 2081-nucleotide messenger RNA. The record is from the annotation of a GenBank genome assembly. Lineage: Eukaryota; Metazoa; Nematoda; Chromadorea; Rhabditida; Meloidogynidae.